UCAAAAUGGCGUCUACAGCCACUGCCGCUUCAACCCCACAACUCGGGAACUGCCGUUCCCUUGUUCGCCACAAAAACCCUACUUUUACCCCUCUCUCCUUCUGUAAAGUAAACUCAUUUGCAAAUCAUGUUGAAUCUCUUAUUGCAUUGCGUCCUCAUAGUAAGGCUGGGAAAGUGUCAUUGCCCCUACGUUUGAAUGGUUUAUUUGGGGGAAAAAAGGAGAAUAAUGAUAAAAGUGACGAGAAAUCAUCAAAGGCAGGAUUACUGGGAAAUAUGCAAAAUCUGUAUGAAACUGUGAAAAAAGCACAGAUGGUAGUCCAAGUUGAGGCUGUUCGUGUGCAGAAAGAACUUGCUGCUGCUGAGUUUGAUGGCUAUUGUGAAGGUGAACUGAUAAAGGCAACACUCUCUGGCAACCAGCAACCAGUGAGCAUUGAGAUAACUGAAGCUGCAAUAGAACUAGGGCCCGAAAAACUCUCUCUUCUGGUUACUGAGGCCUACAAGGAUGCACACCAGAAGAGUGUCAAGGCUAUGAAGGAAAGAAUGGGCAAUCUUGCACAAAGUUUAGGGCUGCCACCAAAUCUCAAUGAGGAGUUGAAGUGAAGUUAAGUGUUUGGCAGUGCUUCAAUUUUGUAUGAGCUUUGCAGAAAAUAUUCAUUCGCAAUGUUGAUGGGUCACAUUUACUUUUUUAACUUCUAAUAUAUUACAGAUUAUUUGCACAUUGUUA
Molecule: messenger RNA, 723 nt
Organism: Jatropha curcas
Lineage: Eukaryota; Viridiplantae; Streptophyta; Magnoliopsida; Malpighiales; Euphorbiaceae
Molecular function (GO): DNA binding
Source: RefSeq, a predicted model, not a curated record